AUGUCCGAUGUCAUUAUUAUUGGAGUCGUCGGCGGAUCGUUUCUCAUAUCGCUGAUUCUGAAUAUCUCGGCAUGGUUUAUUCUCUGGAGAGUCGUUGAUGUAAGUGUAUUCCUUUGUAAACUUUAUUCGGCCUUUGUCUUUUUUGUUUACGUAAAUUUUAAUUUUUUUGGAUUGUACGUCAUGGAUAAUAUAAUUUUUUCCCGGAUCAUACAGGAUAUGCUUUUAGUCAUAUGUUCGAAUGAAAUUAUGGAUUAACAAGCUGAAUUAUGGAAGACAGUUGUUGGAUGUGCGCACCUUGCCGAGGUUGGCGCUCCGUUUUUCCGCCGGUCUUGCUGGAUUCAGUAUGAAGGAUUUGGAGGACGAAAGGGAUACCGAAUUCAAGAGAUUCACACUCAGAGAGGUCAGUUUUGCUCUCUUGUUAUUAGACUAUACCAUACUCUGUCGGACAUUUUAUACGAUGAAACGUUUCAGAAAUUUUUGACUUUUAUCGUAUAAAAUGUCACCUGUUUGAGACAGUUAUGAUUUUAUAAGACGAAAAGUUUUAGUUUGCCUUCCUUGGUGGAUCCACUGAAGUUGACAAGUUCUUGCGCGAAAGUCUGACCCUCUUCGAAGCCCCGAAAGCCCAGGUCGACGUCUGUUCCAACUUCAACUGCAUCGGCGGCGGCGGACCCAAAGCCCAAGCUAAUAAGGAGGAAAUAAAGUCAGCCAUUGAACCUGAGGCAAACAAGAAGGGUGGCGAUGAUGUGAAAUCAGCUGUAGCGCCGGCUCCAGAAGAGGAGAAAAAGGUUGCCGAUCCUUUCAAAAGACCUGAAAAAAUGGGAAAAGCCGAAGCAAAAGAUCCACAAUAUCAGGUGAGAAUUGGAGAGAACAGAGUAGAGACUGUAGAAAUGAUAAUUUGAUAUCAUUUUAGACUCUUAUGGGACUCCAUAAUGACGUUUUUGACACCAAACCCACUGGUAUCGGUAUCAAGGCUCCAGAACACAAAGGAAAAGUUGAUGCCAAAGACCCACAAUAUCAGGUAGCGUGUUGUAAACCAUUCUUACCUGUUUUUAGACACUUGCCGGAUUGAUGAAUGACGAUCUCUUUGCCCCGAAAGGAGGGGCGAAAAAGAAGUUUAAGGCCCCAGGGGAUGUGAAGGUGGCCGAUGGAAAAGAUCCUCAAUAUAUGGUGAGUGGAUUGCUGUAAUAGAGAGAUGAUGGGCCAACAGUUGGUGUAAGUUGUUCUGCUUUUAGACUCUGGCCGGAAUGAACAACGACGAAGCCUUCAAAAAGGAAGAAAAGGAGGCCAAGGAGGAGAAGAAAAAAUUCAAGGCACCCACUGACGUGAAGGUCGCCGAUGGAAAAGAUCCUCAGUAUAUGGUGAGUGGAGUCACUAUUAGGAUUGGGAAUUAAAAUUACAUUGUUUUUUUUACUUGGAGGUUCAAUAAUUUAUAUUGUUUUAGACCCUGGCUGGUAUGAACAAUGACGACGCUUUCAAAAAGGAGGAGAACAAAGACGAGAAGAAGGACAAGAAAGAUGAGAAAGACAAGGAUAAGAAGGAUGAGAAGGAGAAGGACAAAAAAGAAGGGAAAGAGAAGGAGAAAUCAAAGCGCAGCAAGAGAAGUCAGAAGGAAAAGAAGUGA
This is a messenger RNA of Bursaphelenchus xylophilus (pine wood nematode), 1621 nucleotides long. The record is from the annotation of a GenBank genome assembly. Lineage: Eukaryota; Metazoa; Nematoda; Chromadorea; Rhabditida; Aphelenchoididae.